AUAAAUUUUAAUUUUUUGCUAGAUCAACUAUAUGUUAUUUUUGAUUUUUAACACAAUAAUGUAGACUGUAAUUCCCCAUCCAUUGUAUAUUUAGUUAUGCCUACGGUUUCCGUCCUUAAGGACGAAUUUUUCCACCAGCUGGGGGUCGAAAUUUCUCUGGAGGAACUCGAGUCACUGUGUUUCGACUUUGGUGUUGAGUACGACGGAACAGAAACUGACGAAAAUGGGAAGGAAUUAAUUAGAAUUGAGAUACCAGCUAAUAGAUACGACCUUCUGUCACUGGAAGGUUUGGUCACAGCCUUCUCAUGUUUCAAGUGGAAUCUCCAACCUCCUAAUUUCACUCUUGUCCCAUGCAAACCACCAUAUUAUUCUAGAAUUGAUGUACAAAAAGAGAACUCUUCAAUUCGUCCCUAUGUAUUUUGUGCAGUUUUGAGAGGCGUUGUUUUAAAUGAAAACAGAUAUAAAAGUCUAAUAGACAUGCAAGAAAAGCUACACCAAAAUUUGUGUAGAAAGAGAACAAUCGCAGCAAUUGGAACCCACGAUAUGGACACAGUUACGCCUCCCUUUACAUACACAUUUGAACGCCCAGAGGAGAUUAUUUUUUCUCCUUUAACUGACCCUAGUAGAGAAUAUAAUGGACUAGAGUUGAUGGAAACAUACGAUUCACACCCUCAGCUAAAAAAUUACUCGAAACUACUCAAAGGGGCUCCCUACUACCCUGUUAUCAGAGAUAGUGAUCGCAAUGUGUGCUCUUUACCGCCUGUAAUUAAUUCCUACAGGUCUAGAAUCACACUAAACACAAAAAAUAUAUUCAUCGAAGUCACCUCGACUGAUUUGAACAAGGGCUCAAUGGUUUUGAAUCAACUGGUAUCAUCAUUUUCAAAGUAUUGCAAGGAGCCAUACACAAUUGAACCAGUGCUAGUUCAAUACGACAUUCCAGUGACGACACCUGACUUGUCCAGGCGGAGUUUAAGGGCUUCAGUUCCAUACCUUUCUAAUUUGGUAGGAAUAAAGGAGUUAACAGCUGAAUAUGCUUGUGAACUCCUGGAUAGAAUGAUGGUAAAGUCUCAAGUCGUGGACCCUGAAACCAUAGAGUCCACGAUUCCAAUCACAAGAUCAGAUAUACAACACCCAUGUGAUCUUGGCGAGGAUAUAGCAAUAUCUUACGGAUAUAAAAACAUUAAGAGGACCAGGUUUACCAUGGGGAAUCUACUUAAAAAAACACUUUUGGCUGAGAAAGUCAGGUUCGUGUUUACAAGUUGUUCUUUUAAGGAAACUCUAAUGCCGGUUUUGGAUUCAUUCAAAUCAUCUUAUGAAAUGAUGUGUAAACCUGUUCCGAAAGAUGAUGAUAAAAGGGCUCCAGUUGUAAUUAAAAACGGACAACUAAGUGAGAAUGAAACUGUAAGGACGUCACUGUUACCAGGACUUUUAAAAACUGUACAUUAUAAAAAAGGGUCAAAUCUACCAAUUCGGUUAUUCGAGGUGGGAGAAGUGGUUUGGAGGAGUGAAGAUUCCGAUGUAGGAGCAAAGAAUAAUACUAACUGUGGUUGCGUGUAUGCCAAUACAAGUUCAGGACUUGAGGAAGUGCAAGGGGUUUCUGAGCUUCUGUUAAAUAAUCUAGGAUUUGUGAGUGAGUACCAAGUGUGGGAAUACAACGAGCUAGAAAAACCAAUACCGGAAUCCUGGAAUCAAAGGUACAAACUCGAGGAAAUUGAAGACCCUUCCUUUCUAUCUGGGAGAUGUGUAUCAUUUGUUACCACCUCCGAACCACGAGAGACCUUCGGAACCAUGGGAAUAAUACACCCGAACGUUUUAAAGAACUUCCACAUACCAUUUCCAGUUUCGCUGUUUGAGAUGGAUUUGACGUUGAUUCAGAGGAUUAUAAGUUCUAACUGAACACGCAUUACCACACAUUAACAUUUGUCCAUAUCACUGAA
Theileria parva strain Muguga is the source of this 1937-nucleotide messenger RNA. It is a transcript of the gene FRS1, whose product is annotated as phenylalanine--tRNA ligase beta subunit. Gene Ontology annotation, molecular function: RNA binding; ATP binding; magnesium ion binding. The record is from RefSeq and is a predicted model, not a curated record. The transcript is spliced from 13 exons. Gene Ontology annotation, cellular component: phenylalanine-tRNA ligase complex; cytoplasm. Gene Ontology annotation, biological process: phenylalanyl-tRNA aminoacylation. NCBI's taxonomy places the organism in Eukaryota, Apicomplexa, Aconoidasida, Piroplasmida, Theileriidae. Bases 97 to 1896 code for a protein of 599 amino acids.